GUUUUUUCACUGACUAGAAGAUAUACCACCACGCCACUACUCCUUCUUGCUUCUGGCUACUUUCCUUGCACGAAAGAUGGAAGAUUCUUGUGAAAGGGUCAGAGAGAAACAAGUGAAUCUUGGUGGAAAAAAGGUCAAAACUUCUGAAACUCAUAGCUGUGAAAGCUUCAAUUCGAUGGAAGAUUCGUUUGAUAGGGGCGAAGCCAAAAGGUUGAAUUUUGGCGGAAAAAAGGUCAAAACUUCUGAAACCCAUAUCUGUGAAAGCUUCAAUUCGAUGGAAGAUGAUUUGGAUGAUAGGGGCGAAGCCAAGAUGUUGAAUCGUGGUGGAACACAGGUCAAAGCUUCUGAAACUCAUAGCUGUGAAAGCUUCAAUUCGAUGGAAGAUGAUUUGGGCAAAGACAAGAGGUUGAAUCGUGGUGGAACACAGGUCAAAGCUUCUGAAACUCAUAGCUGUGAAAGCUUCAAUUCGAUGGAAGAUGAUUUGGGCAAAGACAAGAUGUUGAAUCGUGGUGGAACACAGGUCAAAGCUUCUGAAACUCAUAGCUGUGAAAGCUUCAAUUCGAUGGAAGAUGAUUUGGAUUAUAAGGGCCAGUACAAAAGCUUAUAUCUUGCAACAGAGGUCCAACAUAAAUGGAACAAUUUGCCUGAGCACCUAUUUGACUUUAUAUCGGAAAAAGUUGAUCUGGUGACCAACAUGAAUGCAAAGGUGGUUUGCAAAGCUUGGAAGAGUACUAAACGUCAAACUCCUAAAACCCCAUCAAUCUUAACCAUGAAAGGUGGUUCCGGGAAAAUGAAGGUCUAUGAAUAUGCUGAUACAGGGAAUGGGAAAAGGAAGUUUCAGGGAGUAGGUCAAAACUGUUUAAAAGGGUAUCAACUGGUGGGUUCUGCAGAUUCCAAAGUCCUUGUACACCAAAUCGAAACCAGAAUCGUCAAGUUCUAUAAUCCAGUGACAGGCCGCUCACAGAAACUACCAAAUCUACCACCUGCAACAAUUCCUCUCCUCUGUUCUUAUUCGGAUGAGAAAAAUGAUAUGAAAAGGCAACUUUUCAUUCUCUGUGAGAUUGGAAAAAAGUGUAUGUGUGUCUUGCAGUUGGAGAUCAACAGGUGGAAGCAGAUUAACAUAAAAACCAACUUCAAACCGAAGUAUUUGGAUGGGUUUUUUCACUUGGAUCGCAACCUCUAUCUGACAGAAGGAAACUAUAUGGGAAAAGUAGAUCUGACGAAGGUGUGGGUUCCUGCAGACAGAGAAUUCAACACUGCUGUGAAAAGACUGGAUCUGAAGGAUUCAGGUUCUGGAUUCAGCCUAGGACUGCCUAAAAAUGCCUUCAUGAAAAUAAAUGCGACGAUCAUGAAAGGAGAGUUUAGGGGCUGCGUUGCUUUCAAGAAUGGAACCGGAAGAAGGAAGAUGAGAGCAGCGUGGUUCUACCCUGCAGUUUAGAAUGUACCCAAUUCAAUAUAGCUCUGAUUUUUAGAUAUACGCAAUUUAGAUACUCAACUUUCUCUGAAUAUUUUUGACAUUGGUGACAAUUCAUACACGAGGCUCUUGUGUGGAUUCUCAAGUGAGUUUAGGAGUUUGUGAAUCUGUUUGUAAGUGGGAAACUGGGGAUUGUACGCAAUUUAGAUGUAUUCAGUUUUGUCUGAUUCUUUUUUGACAUUGGUUACAAUUCAUACAAAAGGUGAAGUAUCUCAAGUGAGUUUAGUAGUGGUUUGUGAAUCUGUUUUUAAGUGGGAGAUUGGGGAUUGUAAAGCCAGAUGCUUUUUGACUAAUUCAAUGAACAAGAAAAACGUAA
Messenger RNA from Arabidopsis arenosa, 1790 nucleotides. The record is from the annotation of a GenBank genome assembly. NCBI's taxonomy places the organism in Eukaryota, Viridiplantae, Streptophyta, Magnoliopsida, Brassicales, Brassicaceae.